AUGACCGGCCGUCGUGGUCGUGGUCGUCCUUCUCUUGCUGAGAGCUUGGCUUCCACCCGAACCAAGGCAAUAUCUGCUUCAUCCAAGAAUCUGCCAGGUCCCCAAGCUCCCGAGGUUGACACCUCGACACCCACUGCUGCCCCUAGAGGUCGCGGCAGACCUCGCAAAUCGGUUGCUGCCACCGCCGAGUCCGUCUCCUCGGCCCCCUCUGCUGCGGCCUCUGCCGAUUUUACUUCAGCUAGCGAGGAUUCGACUCCCGCCACCAGCAAUGUCGCUACCCCCGCUCCAUCUGUAGCAGCUGGUGGAGGUUUGAGGCAGACCACGCGCUCUCGCAAGUCGGCUGCAAACUUCGAGAUAGCACUCCCAACUGCCGCGGAUCUCUCUCGCGAGCGCGCUCUGCGACAUAGCAAGUACUCACUCAACCCCCAGCCCAAGCGCAAGCGUUUCGAGCUCGGAGACAGCGAAGACGACGAACUUUACUCAGACAACUCUCCUGAUGCCAUCGUUGCUCGCCGCCACCAGAACGAAGAAGACAGCAAGCUCGAUGUUAAGAGCACCAUUGGUGUUUCUGCCCAGCCCAAGCGCAAGCGUUUCGAGCUUGGAGACAGCGAAGACGACGAACUUUAUUCAGACGGCUCUCCUGAUCCCAUUGUUGCUGGCCGCCUCCAGAAGGAAGAAGACAGCAAGCUCGGUGCCAAGAGCACCAUUGGAGUUUCUGAUGCUGAUCUCGCCUUGCGAUUGCAGCAAGAGGAAUACUCUCAGAUUCCGCUGGCGGUGGGUAACUCGCUGCGCGGUCGACGCAACCUGAAGCCACAGACUGUCCAGUCUUCCGCUGCUGGCCUUAGUGAGGCUGAUUCCGAUGACGAGCCUCUUGCUGCACGAGGUCGUGGCCGUCCUAAGAAGGCAGCUUCCGCCAAGAAGCCUGCCAUAAAGAAGCAAAAGACCUCCAAUAUCGCCGACGACUCUGACUCUUCUCUGUCGGAAUUGUCACUGUCCAACCAAGAUAGCGACUCGGAGGACGUUUACGGCCCGCCAAAGAAGACGUCGAAACCUGUCAAGAAGCCGGCUAAGAAGUCUGCCAGACAGUCCACGCGCCGCCCUACUCCUCAAAUGCUUCCAGAAUCCAGCAUCGACGAGGAUGAAUACACGGAUGAGGCCUCUGUCACAACCGAGUCGAGCGACGACAACGACAAUGACAAUGGUGAUCUGCAAGCCGCCAUCGCCAGACAGUCUCGUCACCGCCGCGCUUAUCAGCACGGCUCUCGUCGCCGAGGCAGGAUGGAGCGUAACAGGCUCGAGCUGCACCAUCCAGAGAUUAAGACGAUGUGGGAUGAGCUUCGGGCCCUUCCUCCCAUAAGGCCUGAGAAGAUCGCCCAGCCAGCGCAAAUCUCUCGUCAACUCAAGCCUUUUCAGCUCGAGGGUGUCGCGUGGAUGAUCGCCAUGGAGAAGACGGACUACAAGGGUGGUCUUCUUGGAGAUGAGAUGGGCCUUGGCAAGACCAUUCAAGCAGUGUCGUUGAUAAUGUCCGACUAUCCUGCUAAGAAGCCCUCUCUUGUUCUGGUCCCACCGGUCGCUUUGAUGCAAUGGCAGGCUGAAAUUGCCUCUUACACCGACGGCACUCUCAAGACUUUCGUUUACCAUGGUUCCCUCGCCAAGGCAAAGCAGAUGACCCUCAAAGAGCUUAAGAAGUUUGAUGUCAUCAUGAUGUCCUACAACAGUCUCGAGUCCAUGUUCCGCAAGCAAGAGAAGGGUUUCACCCGCAAGGACGGCAUUCACAAGGAAGAGAGUUUGAUUCACCAGAUCGACUUCCACCGCGUUAUUCUCGAUGAGGCUCACAGCAUCAAGGUGCGAACCACCAUGACGGCCAAGGCUUGCUUCGCUCUGAAGACGCAGUACAGAUGGUGCUUGACUGGUACUCCCCUCCAGAACCGCAUCGGCGAAUUCUUCUCUUUGAUUCGCUUUCUCGAAAUUACGCCAUACGCAUCCUACUUGUGCAAGCAGUGCCCUUGUGCUGGCUUGGAAUGGAGUCUGGAUGACGACCACCGCUGCAAGAGCUGCAAUCAUGCUGGUAUGCAGCAUGUGUCCGUCUUCAACCAAGAGCUUCUCAACCCCAUCCAGAAGUUUGGCAACUAUGGCCCGGGGGCCGAGGCUUUCGAGAAGCUUCGUCUGAUGACCGGUCGUAUCAUGCUUCGUCGCCAGAAGAAGGAUCAUACCAAUGCGAUGGAGCUUCCCGUCAAGGAGAUCUACGUCAACCGACAGUUCUUCGGCGAAGUGGAGAAUGACUUCGCCAACAGUAUCAUGACCAAUGGUCAGCGCAAGUUCGAGACGUACGUCUCCCAGGGCGUUUUGCUCAACAACUACGCCAACAUCUUCGGACUCAUUAUGCAGAUGCGCCAAGUCGCCGAUCACCCCGAUCUCAUCCUCAAGAAGAACGCUGAGGGUGGCCAGAAUACUCUCGUCUGCUGUAUCUGUGACGAGGCUGCCGAAGAUGCAAUCAGGAGCCGCUGCAAGCACGACUUCUGCCGUGCGUGUGCUAGAAGUUAUCUCAUGCAGUCUGACCAGCCUGAUUGCCCGCAGUGCCACAUUAGUUUGGCGAUCGAUCUUGAGCAGCCCGAAAUCGAGCAGGAUGAGACACAAGUCAAGAAGUCGUCCAUCAUCAACCGCAUCAAGAUGGAGAACUGGACGUCUUCUUCCAAGAUUGAGCUCCUUGUUCAUGAGCUCCACAAGCUGCGUUCCAACAACGCCUCUCACAAGUCCAUCAUCUUCUCGCAGUUCUCGUCUAUGUUGCAGUUGAUUGAGUGGCGCCUUCGUCGCGCUGGCAUUACCACUGUGAUGCUGGACGGUAGCAUGAGCCCCGCGCAGCGUCAAGCAUCCAUCAAUUGCUUCAUGACGAAGCCCGAGGUUGAAUGCUUCCUUGUGUCUCUCAAAGCCGGUGGCGUGGCUUUGAACCUCACUGAGGCAUCCCGUGUCUUCAUCGUUGACCCUUGGUGGAACCCUGCAGCGGAAUGGCAGUCCGCGGACCGCUGCCACCGCAUCGGUCAAACUCGUCCUUGCACCAUCACUCGUCUCUGCAUCGAAGACUCUGUUGAGAGCCGUAUGGUUCUGAUUCAGGAGAAGAAGACAAACAUGAUCAACUCUACCGUCAACUCUGACGAGAAAGCAAUGGAGUCCCUCAGUCCGGAGGACAUGCAGUUCCUUUUCCGAGGCUCUUAG
Colletotrichum chrysophilum is the source of this 3213-nucleotide messenger RNA. RefSeq lists its product as uncharacterized. The record is from RefSeq and is a predicted model, not a curated record. Gene Ontology annotation, molecular function: ATP-dependent chromatin remodeler activity; metal ion binding; DNA binding. The coding region runs from base 1 to 3213 and encodes 1070 amino acids. Lineage: Eukaryota; Fungi; Ascomycota; Sordariomycetes; Glomerellales; Glomerellaceae. The transcript has 4 exons.